UUCACUCAACGCAGUACCCAGAUUUGAGCAAGUAACAGUUCGCGGUCGCCACUGCUCGAGAGCCAUGCCAAAAGCAUUCUUAGUGAAGAAAAGAGCCAGUGAUGGCUCAAGUAGAGAGAAAAACCAGCAUUUAAACUUCGUACCAUCUCCCAAGGAAACUCAAAGAAAAAAUGAUGACAACAAGCCACCACCGGCAGAAGAGGAAAAGCCAUCAAAUCGACCGUUUGACAUCGCGAAUCUCACACGUCCGGACAAGCCCGCUAUUAAACAACCUGUCGUUGACGCCGAUCAAAACUGGGGAUUACAUUUUCCAAAUCGUUUUAUGUUCAGAGAUUUGGGAUCCCAUUUUCGCGGAACAGGGCAUACAUCAAGUUAUCAACUAUACGACACGCGCCGGUUCUCACCACGGGAAGCUUACAGCCCGUGCAUUUUAUCACCGUAUGGUCGAUUCCACAAUCAAGUCUGUUUCACGUCUGGUAUCAGCGAAUUACCCAUGCCUUAUCCUUGCUGGUCGCCAAGCCCGUUUGCAAGCAGACUACCAUCGAGUCCCUUGUCUUACAGGGAAAAUGACCGUAGUGUAAGCGCAUUAGUAUGCCCCUCCCCUCUUCGACCUGCGCUUCUGUCUCCAUCACCGAGCGAGAAGAAAAAGAACGAUACGAGUCUGAACGGUGGCGAACCGUUCGAGUGCCUGAACUGUAAGAAAGUCUUCAGUACAUCCCAUGGCUUGGAAGUCCAUGUCCGUCGCUCGCAUUCUGGGAGACGUCCCUAUGAGUGUACGAUUUGCGGAAAGACUUUUGGCCAUUCGGUCAGCUUAGAGCAACAUCAAAGCAUCCAUAACAAUGAAAAGACGUUCCAAUGCAAAGAAUGUAACAAAAAAUUCAAGAGAUCAUCGACGCUUUCCACGCACAUGUUGAUUCAUUCAGAUACCAGACCAUUUGGCUGUAAUUACUGUCCAAAAAGAUUCCAUCAAAAAUCUGAUAUGAAGAAGCACACAUACAUUCAUACGGGUGAGAAGCCACAUAAAUGCUUGGAGUGUGGCAAGACAUUUAGUCAGUCGUCAAAUCUCAUAACCCACAGCAGAAAACACUCUGGAUUUAAGCCAUUCUCUUGCCAGAUUUGUAAAAGGUCUUUUUACAGAAAAGUGGACUUAAGAAGACAUAUGUACACGCACGAAACAGCACCGGGGAUUUUGAACUGAAAAGCAGUCGAAGUAAAGCUGGCUUUUUCUAAGAAAAGAUGUAACAGUAGAAAUGAAUCAAAAUAAACAAAUUGCCUAAAUAGUUAAUAAAAAAACAGAGAACGAAUAGUAGGAAAUUAAUAUUGUGAAUAAAUGUUGCUCUCAAAAAGCUCCUAAAAUUAUARAUAUUCGCAACAAAAACAUAGCACUGAAUGGAACUUCUGCAUAAAUUUUAAAAUAUUUAAUAUAAAAGUUAUAACCUACGUAAAAGUCUAAGUUCGUAAUUCAAAAGUAAAAUACAAAUUUGUCGUAAUCUGGAGAACAUUUUUACAAGAAAAAGCGAACGCUCAAAAAUUUGACCUGGAUUUGAAUUUGAGGAAUAUUUCGCGAAGUCACUAAAGCGCCAUUUAUAUCUUUUUAGCGUUUGUUUUUCUUGUAAAAUUUAUCGAUGAAAUGUAGAUAGGUUUAAUGUU
Molecule: messenger RNA, 1650 nt
Organism: Actinia tenebrosa (Australian red waratah sea anemone)
Lineage: Eukaryota; Metazoa; Cnidaria; Anthozoa; Actiniaria; Actiniidae
Biological process (GO): regulation of transcription by RNA polymerase II
Molecular function (GO): RNA polymerase II cis-regulatory region sequence-specific DNA binding; DNA-binding transcription factor activity, RNA polymerase II-specific
Source: RefSeq, a predicted model, not a curated record